Camelina sativa (false flax) is the source of this 852-nucleotide messenger RNA. The record is from RefSeq and is a predicted model, not a curated record. Lineage: Eukaryota; Viridiplantae; Streptophyta; Magnoliopsida; Brassicales; Brassicaceae.
AUGGUUUUGUCAAAGCGGUGGCAGUUUCUUUGGAUGUUGGUGCCAAAGCUCGUCUACGAUGAUGGAUAUAAUAACCUUAAGCGUAGAAGAUUUAUCCGGUUUGUAGACAGGUCUUUGUUGCUGCACGAGGCCCCAGUUCUAGAAACUUUGCAUUUUAAACUUGGUAAAACAUGUGGUGUUCAAGAUAUUCGAGUGUGGAUUAAAGAUGCACACAAACUUUGCCCGCGUGAGCUGAUCAUCGAGAUUGAUAAUUAUUCUGAAAAUGAUACUCCUGUCACACUCUUUAGGAGCUUAUAUAAAUGCUUCAGAAUGCUCGUGACACUGAAACUAAGUUAUUUGGUUCUAAUGAAUGAUCUUUCUUCCGACAUCUCUUUCCCAUCUCUAAAAACGUUGAGUCUUACGGCAAUGGAGUAUCCAGAUGAUGAUUUUGUCGUCAAGCUUUUAUCCAGUUGUCCUGUUCUUGAAGACUUGGAUGUGACGCUAUGUCCAUAUGACAAUGUGGUCAUUUUAAGCGUUAGAGUGCCUUCUCUAAAGACUUUAGUCUUGAAUAUAGCAGACGAAAGAAAAUUAGAAGAUGUUUAUGGGUUUGUGAUAUAUACUCCUAACUUGGAGUGCUUGAAGAUUGAUGAUUACAAUUUUGACUUUGAAUCUAUAACUUCAGCUAAGCGCCUUAAUCUUUGCUUACCAACCUCAAAGAAUGCUUAUCCUGUUGGUAGUGUCUUCCACCGUCUUGUACAUCUUACGCUAUGCACAUGUGAGACUGAAUGGUUGAAUCUACUUAUGCGUCUUCUUAGAGAUUCACCUAACUUACGAGCUCUCAAACUUAAACAGUCUCUGCCAACGAAAAGAUAG